AUGGACGUGGAAAACCGCCUCAAGGCCUACCGCUUCGUCGCCUACUCGGCCGUCACCUUCUCGGUGGUCGCCGUCCUCUCCGUGUGCGUCACCCUGCCCAUGGUCUACAACUACGUACACCAGGUGCGCAGACAGAUGCACAACGAAAUCACCUACUGCAAGGGCUCGGCCAAAGACAUCUGGGCCGAGGUGCAUCAACUCCGCAACCAGCCAUUCGGCGCCGCCAACCGUACCGCCCGUCAGGCCGGCUACGGAGACUCCGCCGGAGUUGGAGGUGGAGCCGCUGCUGGCGGCGGUGGUUGCGACGGAUGCUGCUUGCCCGGUCCACCAGGACCAGCCGGUACCCCAGGUAAACCAGGUCGCCCAGGAAAGCCCGGAGCUCCAGGUCUGCCAGGAAACCCAGGAAAACCACCAGUUCAACCAUGCGAACCAGUCACCCCACCACCAUGCAAGCCAUGCCCACAAGGACCACCCGGCCCACCAGGCCCAGCCGGACCACCAGGAGACGCUGGUGCUCCAGGACAGCCAGGAAACCCAGGACAAGAUGCCGCCCCAGGAGAGCCAGGACCAAAGGGACCACCCGGACCACCAGGACAACCCGGUCAACCAGGUGCCCCAGGAGAGCCAGGAGCUCCAGCCGUCUCGGAACCAAUUGUUCCAGGCCCACCAGGUCCAGCCGGUGACCAAGGACCACCCGGACCACCAGGCCCACCAGGACAACCAGGAGCCGACGCCGGACCAGGACCAGCCGGACCAAAGGGACCACCAGGCCCACCAGGACCACCAGGAAACGACGGUCAACCAGGUCAGCCAGGACAAGCUGGACCACCAGGCUCAGCCGGAGAAAAGGGUAUCUGCCCCAAGUACUGCGCCAUCGACGGUGGAGUGUUCUUCGAAGACGGUACCAGACGUCGUUAA
This is a messenger RNA of Bursaphelenchus okinawaensis, 918 nucleotides long. NCBI's taxonomy places the organism in Eukaryota, Metazoa, Nematoda, Chromadorea, Rhabditida, Aphelenchoididae. The record is from the annotation of a GenBank genome assembly.